Messenger RNA from Podarcis muralis (Common wall lizard), 1459 nucleotides. The record is from RefSeq and is a predicted model, not a curated record. NCBI's taxonomy places the organism in Eukaryota, Metazoa, Chordata, Lepidosauria, Squamata, Lacertidae.
GCAGCAGAGGCACCGCCCCCCCCCUCGCGGCUGCUCUCCCCCUCAGCCCCAGACAGGGAAUUUGCUUGUUUUCUUGCCUUUCCUCCGAGGAGUUCUCUCCCUUGCUUGAUCCUCACAGCAGCCCUGCGGAGUGUGGAUGCUGUGCCAGCUGCAAAUACCCCUCCUGGUGGGUCUCAAGCCAAGCUGGAAGAAGUUAGGGUCCAGGUGUGUGUCCCACCUGAGCGGGGCCAUGAGGCUGGUCCAGUUCCAUCCUAAGGAGUCUGCGGCAGAGCCCCGGAUUGGGCUGGAGGAGAAGGAUGGAGGGGACGUGGUGGACCUGAACGCCUUUGACCCCUCUCUGCCCAGCAACAUGCGCGCCUUCUUGGAAGGAGGAGAUGCAGCCCUCGCUGUUGCUAAAAGAGCGCAGGUGUCUGCCCAGCAUGUCCUUCCCCGAUCCAAGGUGACCCUAUUGGCUCCUGUCACAAACCCAGACAAGGUGAUCUGUGUUGGGAUGAACUAUGUGGAUCAUUGCCUGGAGCAGAAUGUCAAGAUCCCCAAGGAGCCCAUAAUCUUCAGCAAGUUCAGCAGCUCCAUCGUGGGUCCCUACGACAACAUCAUCCACCCAGCAGAGAGCGAACAAGUGGACUGGGAGGUGGAGCUGGCCUUCAUCAUUGGGAAGAAAGGAAAACACAUCCAGGAGUCAGAUGCCAUGAGCCAUGUAGCUGGGUUCACCGUUGCCCAUGAUGUGAGUGCCAGAGACUGGCAGAUGCAGAAAAAUGGAAAGCAGUGGCUUCUGGGGAAGACCUUCGACACCUUCUGCCCCCUGGGACCAGCCCUGGUCACCAAGGAUUCCAUCUCAGACCCCCACAACCUGGGCAUCCGCUGUCGAGUGAAUGGGGAGCUUGUCCAGAACAGCAGCACCAGCCAGUUGAUAUUCAAGACGGAGGCACUUGUUGCAUGGGUUUCCAAGUUCGUCACCCUGUACCCAGGAGAUGUCUUCCUGACAGGGACUCCACCAGGUGUUGGAGUUUUCCAGAAGCCCCCCAUCUUUCUCAAGAGGGGAGAUGAAGUGCAGUGUGAGAUCGAUGAGUUGGGAACUAUCCGAAACAAGGUGGCAUGACGGCAUCCUGCUGCAUCCAUUCAGGUCCCCUGGCCCUGCACAGCUGCAAUGGCUCUACUUGAGUCUCCUAAUCAAAUCCAAUCACGAGAAUAGAUUAAGGGAACGGGGAUGACUCCUCCCGGGAGUCACAAGAAGACGGAGCCUGAAAAACUGGUUCAACAGCACUGCAAUUCCUGGGCACCAUCUCAAUGAAGAAACAUGAAGGUGAGCCUGAGUCUUGCCUUUCCUCUGCCAACCAGAAGUAAGAGGGAGGUCAUUCAUCAUCUCUGGUACAGAACAGGCUCAGUGGGUGGGUUUCCCCUUUGUACUACAGAACUCUUCGAUUGUUCACUCACAAUAAAGCAGCUACUAUCAAACUAA